UUAAAAAUUCGGAAAAUAGUUGAAACUCAAGAAAAACACCGUAGAAAGGAUGUUAACGCUUCUGCGGACGUUGGCUCCUUGCGGUGUUGAGAGUUUAGGGUCACUUUCACUCUCAGCAUUGGGGCACAGUGCAUGCGACCACCCGGCCAGCCUGCCCUAAGUUGCCAUGGCCACAGUCACCCCUGGCGACUGCCCUCACGCCACAGACCGAGCCAGGGUGAGGAGGAGGAGGGUGGAGGGCAAAGGGAGGAAGAACUUUCCAUGCCAGCUGUGUGAGAAAGCCUUCAACAGCGUGGAGAAGCUCAAGGUGCACUCGUACUCACACACUGGCGAGAGACCGUACAGCUGCACUCACACCGACUGCACCAAGGCCUUUGUCUCCAAGUACAAACUCUUACGGUAGGAUGGCACACACUCGCCAGAGAUAGACCACAAGUGCACUUACUGUGAGAUGUUCCACCGCAAGGACCACCUGAGAAACCACCUACACACGCAUGACCCCAACAAGGGAGGGCCCUUCACCUGCGACGAGUGUGGCAAGAGCUACAACACCAAAGCUGGGCUUCAAGCGCCAUUUGCCCUGCAUGCGGCACAGCGGGACUUGACCUGCCAGGUGUGCCUCCAGCCGUACCCCAACACUGCCCUGCUACUGGAGCACCUGCGCGGCCACGCCGGCAAGAGCUCCUCCGCUGCCAAGGAGAAGCGGCACCAGUGUGAGCACUGCGAGCGCCGCUUCUACACGCGCAAGGACGUGCGCCGCCACAUGGUGGUGCACACGGGUCGCAAGGUCCUGUGCCAGUACUGCGCCCAGCGCUUCGGCCGCAAGGACCACCUGACACGCCACGUGAAGAAGAGCCACGCCCCCGAGCUGCUGCUGGCCGUCAAGGCCGAGCCGGUGGAGCUGGAGCCAAUCUUGUCUCUCCUCAGCGGUGGUUUGUUUUGGCCCCUCCCCCCACUGUCGCUGCGCUACCCGUUGGGCCCGCCUCCUACUCGCCUUCCUCCGCCCCUGAGGGCGGAGCUAGAGACCUACCUGCUGGAGCUGCAGGCACAACCCUUGCCCAAGAUCAGCAGCGCUGCCGCGGCGACCAGUGAUACAUUUGGCUCUUCCUCGCUGGAGUUCUCACAGCUCUUCAAUUUCCUGCCUCUCAACGGCCCCUGCUACAGCCAGGCAGCUGGGUCAGCGCUUGGGCUCUCCUACCAGCAGAGGAGGGGCUGUCUGGCUCCACCCAUCUCCCAGGAUCCCACAGCGGAGCCUGUCGGUCCCCUACACACACUCUCCUCUACUUACACCCCGGGUCUCAGCACACAUGCACAUACACACUCGGCCAGCCUUAGCACAACCACCACCCCUCGCUUCCACCAGGCUUUCCAGUAA
Messenger RNA from Clupea harengus (Atlantic herring), 1375 nucleotides. It is a transcript of the gene plag1, whose product is annotated as zinc finger protein PLAG1. The record is from RefSeq and is a predicted model, not a curated record. NCBI's taxonomy places the organism in Eukaryota, Metazoa, Chordata, Actinopteri, Clupeiformes, Clupeidae.